AAUAUCUUGUAUUUCAGUCUGCGCAGAUUUGUCAAGUAGCGAAGCACAGUGGGAAUUGUUUCGACAGGAACAAAAACGAGCUCAUAAUGGCCGAAAGCAAGCAGAAUCGGGAUGAUGUUCUCACAUGUUCGAUAUGUAUGGAAACAUACCGGCAACCGGUAAUACUACCCUGUCAGCACAGUUUUUGUAGGGAAUGCAUUCAUUUGUAUGCUGACAAGUCUAAAUCUGUGCAGACAGAUGAGACCUCUGACAGCACGGGGAGUGAGGACAUUCAUCAGCAGAUAGCAUGCCCUGUGUGUCGGGCAUCGACCAGUCUGGGGAGAGAAGGUGUGGCUGGUCUGCCUCCCAACUUUCACCUGGCGGAAAUUGUGGAGAAGUUCUCUGCUGUAAAGGUUGAGGAUGACGCCCCAUAUUGUUCUCUGUGUGAGGAGGAAAAUCCCGCUAAAGCUGUCAAGUUUUGUACCAACUGUGGUGUGUUCUACUGUCAGGAAUGUCUUGCUAUUUGUCACCCAAUGAGGGGGCCUCUGAAACGUCACCGACUGAUUUCGUCCCUGGAGUACCUCUCCCAGGAAACUUCACAGAGUCAAGUCAGCAGGGAGCACCAAUCAACGCAGCAGCAGCAGCCGUCAUGUGCUGGACACGGUCAGCCAUUCAUCUUGUACUGUGUACCAUGCAGGAUGGUGAUCUGUAUGGGGUGUGUGGUUGACCAUCCGAAACACGCUGUGCUAGAUAUAAAAUCAGCAGCUGAGAAUGACAAGCCUGCGAUUUUGAACAAGAUUAGUGAACUAGAGAAAGUGCUGCAAGAAGCUAGAGAAUCACUGUCAGGAGUUAUGAGGCUGCACAAGAAGAUACAGGAAAACCAGGAACUUCACACUCAGGAGGUAGAGAAAGCUUAUUGUGCAGCCUUGGAAGCCUUACAAGCCUGGAGGCAGCACUCCUUAGAUGGUAUGAAAACCCGCUAUUCACAGUGGAGUGUGGAAUGUAGCGCCAUACUCAAACAUUUCCAGCUACAGGUGCAAGAAAUGGAGGGGAUGGUACAGGCUUCCAAGGAUUUGUUGGCGUCAAUGGACGUCAAGUUUUUACAGGGUUCCACGGGCUUCUCCAAAACAAUUGACGACCAGCUGAAUGAGAUAAGAGCAGAUCUGGAGAAACAUGAGGUCAGCAAACAGAAGCUUCUAGAUUUUGUACAAGAUGACGUUGUUGUCCCCAGACACGUGACAGUAAAAGAGACAGUGCAAGAAAGUCAGGACAUAGAAGCAGCAGUCGGUGGACAAAAGUCACACCCACAUGUUACAAGUAGGUUCUUAUAUGUAUAAAAGGUAUACAGUAGGGUGUGCCCAGAGACCAUAGACGACUGUAGGGUUUACACUAGUAUGUGCAUCAAAGACACAAACAUAAAGUGGAGAAGGCGCACAGCUGUGUGUGUGCAAAACACACGAUACACUGUGUUAAGGAAACAAACCGAUAUGAGAAGUAAUACAGCAGGGUGCGCCAAGAAAAUGAACAGUAUUCAGAGAGAAACGAAAGUGAGAAGAGUUUACAAAAAGUAAAAAUGGUAUGAGGUGUACGAUAGGGUGUGAACAAAACACAGACUGAUAUUAGGUUUACAUUAGAGUGUGGGCAAAAGACACAGGGUAAUGCAAGGUGUACAGUAGGGUGUACACAGAACACAGGCACUAAUGUGAGGCAUGCAUUGGGGUGUGCACAAAACAUAAACUUGUGUCAAGCAUCCAUUGAGGUGCCCACAGCAGAUACAAACUAAGGUCAGGCAUGUAUCAGGGUGUUCACAAAAAAUACAAACUAAGGUCAGGCAUGUAUUAGGGUGUUCACAAAAGAUACAAACUAAGGUCAGGCAUGUAUUAGGGUGUUCACAGAAGAUACAAACUAAGGUCAGGCAUGUAUUAGGGUGUUCAAAAAAGAUACAAACUAAGGUCAGGCAUGUA
Molecule: messenger RNA, 1943 nt
Organism: Liolophura sinensis
Lineage: Eukaryota; Metazoa; Mollusca; Polyplacophora; Chitonida; Chitonidae
Product: probable E3 ubiquitin-protein ligase MID2
Exons: 6
Coding region: 87-1316 (409 amino acids)
Molecular function (GO): zinc ion binding; ubiquitin protein ligase activity
Source: RefSeq, a predicted model, not a curated record